Molecule: messenger RNA, 2465 nt
Organism: Nerophis lumbriciformis (worm pipefish)
Lineage: Eukaryota; Metazoa; Chordata; Actinopteri; Syngnathiformes; Syngnathidae
Gene: emilin2b
Product: elastin microfibril interfacer 2b
Molecular function (GO): protein binding
Source: RefSeq, a predicted model, not a curated record
CACAUUCAGGACUAUAGAGGGAGCGUGUUUCAUCGUCAGUGCGUUUCCGAGCCAGUUGUGACCACAAUGGAGAACUUAAUGUACGUCCUGUGGGUUUGUUUCGUCCUUCAUCCAAACGUCGACUCCGUCCAAGAAACGUUACCGAGAGACAAUAGGUGGUGCGCGCACGUCGUGCACAAGACGGUGGGAAAUUUGGAAACUUUCUUCCAGCCUCAACUUCUACCUUGUUCUCCUAACUGUGCGCCACAACUCUUAUAUCGCACACACUUAAUGCCCACGUACAAGAUCGUCUACAAGUCCGUGACGCAGCUGGAGUGGCGAUGCUGCCCGGGCUACCAGGGCCACAACUGCAUGGAGGUAAAAAGCGGGGAGCGUGUGGAGCGUCUGCCUCAGGCGGCCGUCCCCUCUGGACACUUUCCAGCAUCGCAAGGUAAAGGAAAGGAACUGACCGACAACCAGAAGACGCAUCCGUGGCAAGGUCAGACGAGUGUACCGCGAGGUCAUGGCGACGCACAGCACCUGGAAAAGGAGGUGCAGCGACUCUCCCAAAUGGUUCUGGACAUGCAGGCCAGAAUAACGGACAUGUCCUCCAACCUGAGACUGGACUUUCAAGAGGAUGCCAGCAAGAUUCUGCACACUCUACUGGACCAGUUCAGGCAGCCCUCCAGUGUACGGGGUUCAGAGACGGAAACCAUGGACUUCCCUUCAGAGAGCCAUCAACGGGCAACAACGGACAAGCUUUUCAACAAGAUCAACCAGCUGGCAGAUGAAGUGAAGAACAGGAGCAGCACUUUCAAUCAUCUGGAAGAGCGUGUUGACCAACAUGAUGGUCAAAUUCACCUUUUGACCAAAGUCUGCAAGUCCUGCGACCCUUCUGCGGCGCUGUCCUCAGGUGCUGCUGACCUGCGGACCUAUGUGGAUGAGAACAUCCGCGCCCUGAGGAAAGAGAUGAUGGAAGGCUUAGACAUCAAACUGGGUGACCUGAAGAACUCGUGCGACUAUAAAAUCAUGUCCGUGCAGGACCUGUGUGACAGCCAGGAAGACCACUACCUCAGCCUGACUGAGCUCAUGGACUCUAAGGAAAGCGAUCUCCGUGACCAAAUCCAGGACUUAAGGACCAAGCUGGCGGAGUGUGGUAAUAAAACCGGAGCUCCCCCGGAAACUACAAGGGGACUCGUGAACUCAUCUGUGGUUGAGCAGAACCUGAAACUAAAACAAGCAGAAGCCAUCAAAGACCUGAGAGAGAGUCUGGAGGACAAGCUGGUGUCAAUGGAGGACAGAUUCUCCAACCUUCAGUCUGGACUUCAGACAGACCGUCUGGAUGUUGUCCAAAAAGAAGUGAACACUCUCAGGGGAUCUUUUCAGUCUUUGCUGGACAGAGUGAACGCGUUGGAUCGAAUCUGCUCGGUUGAGGGAAAGAACAAAAGUCAAGAGUCCUCCAAGACUGCUCUGCAUGCUUUGGAGUACAAAGUGACCGGUGUGGAGGACCAUCUUCUCAACUGCAGCGCCGACAUGGAGAGCAUACGAGGCGAUCUUCGCGCCGUUCAAGGUCAAGUAGGCAAGCUGGAGGACUCGCUGUCCAACGUGGUCUACGAGCAGAGCUUCAUCUCCACCAAGGUCAUGGGCGGCUCGACUUUGACGACAGAUGUUCAUGUUGACGUCGCGGACGCAGGACCAUCCAGGAGUUCUCCUAGAAGCUCCCCAGUGGCUCCUCCCCCUGUAGACACACCCCUGCAAAUGCCUUUGAUGGAAAUGGGUGAGGCCGGCCCCCCGGCGACAAGGACCGCUGGAGCUCCAGGGGACAAGGUGGCCUUCUCAGUCGGCCUGACUCGGACACCUGUUCAAGGAGAGGACGGGGUGCUCCGAUUCAACCAGGUGCUGGUCAACGAUGGAGGACACUAUGAUCCGAGCACAGGAAUCUUCACAGCUCCCGUCAAUGGCCGCUACCUGCUGACGGCCGUGCUCGCCGCUCAGGAAGGCGAGAAGUUGGAGGCCGUUCUCUCCGUGUCCAAUCGCAGCAUCCACAGGCUGCACUCCAGAGGACAACAGGUCCUGACGGCGGAACAAUGUGCUUGCAACAGUCCGGCCUCGCUCAGCCUGGUGGUCCCGAUGAGGCGAGGAGAUGGCGCGGGACUGGCCGUAACGGCGGGAAAGCUCGGCGUCUCUGCUUCCUCUGACUUCCUGUCGUCCUUCAGCGGCGUCCUCUUUUACACGAACACGUCUGGUCUUUUGCCAGGCGAAAAGAAGGUAAAGAAAGGCGGGCAUGAUGACAUGAUGAAUGGGAACUUGCAAGCGAGUAAAGUAUGAACAUGAACAAUUGAUCAGACAUUUUUUAAUUUUGAGCUUUUUUAAUUUUUGUCUUAUGGAAAAAAUUUGUUUUUCUUAAUAAUUUCUACAGUGAUACACCUCUGUUACAAAAGGUUUUGGGAUUUGAGAAAUAUUUGUAAAGAAAUAUAAAGUUUUGA